This is a messenger RNA of Purpureocillium takamizusanense, 558 nucleotides long. RefSeq names its product L-methionine (R)-S-oxide reductase. Gene Ontology annotation, cellular component: cytosol. Gene Ontology annotation, molecular function: L-methionine (R)-S-oxide reductase activity; protein binding. The record is from RefSeq and is a predicted model, not a curated record. The coding region runs from base 1 to 558 and encodes 185 amino acids. NCBI's taxonomy places the organism in Eukaryota, Fungi, Ascomycota, Sordariomycetes, Hypocreales, Ophiocordycipitaceae. The transcript has 5 exons.
AUGGUGCACGCCGAUGCGUCCAACUUUGCGGACGACGUCACCAAGGACGACGCCUACGAGCAGGUGCUGCUCCAGACGGAGGGACUCUGCACAGGGCAGCGCAAUUGGGACGGGCAGGUCUGCAACCUCGCCAACGCCGCCUCAUUACUGUGGCACGCCUACAAGAGCUUGCCGGCUCCGAGUAACGCGGUGAACUGGGCAGGCUUCUACGUUCUUGACAAGUCGUCCUCGGAGCCACAGCUCAUUCUCGGCCCGUUCCAGGGCAAAGUCGCCUGCCAGACAAUCGACUUUGGCCGCGGCGUGUGCGGCACGGCGGCAUCCACGCGGCAGACGCAACUGGUGGCCGACGUGGAUCGGUUCCCGGGCCACAUCGCCUGCGACGGCGACAGCAAGAGCGAGAUUGUCGUGCCCAUCCUGGCCGACACGGACGGGAGCGGCAAGAAGAAGGUGGUGGCCAUCAUCGAUGUGGAUUGCGCGGCCUUGAAUGGUUUCGACGAGCUAGACAAGAAGCAUCUGGAGGAGCUGGCCGAGUUGCUCGGCAAGAGCUGCGACUGGUAG